Messenger RNA from Dendroctonus ponderosae (mountain pine beetle), 7900 nucleotides. RefSeq names its product filamin-A (gene cher). Bases 261 to 7583 code for a protein of 2440 amino acids. The transcript is spliced from 23 exons. Gene Ontology annotation, molecular function: actin filament binding. Lineage: Eukaryota; Metazoa; Arthropoda; Insecta; Coleoptera; Curculionidae. The record is from RefSeq and is a predicted model, not a curated record. Gene Ontology annotation, biological process: actin cytoskeleton organization.
AAUGUUGAAGAUAUUUUACUUGGUACAAAUGUGAUGCCAAGAGUAACAUUGUCAGCAAGAGAGGUUUCAAUCACCGUAAUAGGUGGCUGGUGCAGCAUUGUUUCGCUUUAAGUGGUUUUGUUAUCGAAAGCUCUCAUUGAUUACCCGGUAUCAGAAGAAUUUCAAUAAUUUUCCGAAAGGACUGGUACUGGUGGGUGACAAAAGGCACAAGAAGGCACUAGCAUAGUGCGGACCCAGAAGCAUCAUAGUGGCCUCUUGAGAUGAGCCAAUUUCCCUACAAAGACGGCGACACCGGUUUUAGACCGGUUGAACCAGCAACAUGUAUUCUACAGAAACAGUACGAUGUCGAUGCCGAGUCAGACGCGGAGGACGAGAUGGUGACAACGGAACGCGAGCUCGCAGAAGAUGCCCAGUGGAAAAAAAUUCAGCAAAAUACGUUUACGCGAUGGGCCAACGAACACCUCAAAACGGUUUCAAAACACAUAGGGAAUUUAGAGACGGAUCUUAGUGACGGGCUUCGCCUCAUCUCCCUCAUCGAGGUACUGGCAAAUAAACGGCUGCCGAAGCACACCAAGAAACCGUCUUUUCGAUCUCAGAAGUUGGAAAAUGUGUCAGUGGCCCUCAAGUUCUUGCAAGACGACGAAGGAAUCAGGAUUGUUAAUAUCGAUUCCACGCAUAUUGUAGACUGCAAACUAAAACUAAUCCUAGGUUUGAUAUGGACGUUAAUUUUGCAUUAUUCAAUAUCAUUGCCAGUAUGGGAAGGCGAAGACGAUAUGAGCAAUGGUGGUACGGAAUCCACCCCCAAGCAAAGAUUAAUGAAUUGGAUCCAAAGCAAAAUUCCAGACCUCCCAAUCAGGAACUUCACGACAGAUUGGAAUGAUGGGAAGCGUUUGGGCGCUUUGGUGGACUCAGUGGCACCCGGAUUAUGCCCUGAUUGGCCUGAUUGGGAUCCAAAGGACUCUGUCCAAAAUGCGUCAGAAGCAAUGGGCUUAGCAGACGAUUGGCUGAAUAUUCCACAACUGAUAAGACCAGAAGAAAUUGUGAACCCCAACAUAGAUGAACAAUCCAUGAUGACAUAUUUAUCUCAGUAUCCCAAUGCCAAGCUUAAGCAAGACGCGCCUCUUCGGCCUAGAACUAGCCCAAAUAAAAUUGCACCGCCUAGAGUACGAGUCUAUGGUCCAGGAGUAGAGCCUACCGGUCCCGUGGUGGGAGCAACGGUGAAUUUUACUGUUGAAACAUUUUCGGCCGGAAAAGGCAAUGUAGACGUGGUUAUCGAAAAUCCGCGUGGCCAAAAAGAGCCGGUGGAUGUUAGAUUCAAUAAUGAUAGAAAUCUGACCUACACCGUCUCCUAUACCCCACAACUUGAAGGCGCACAUAAGGUCCAUGUGAAAUACUCCGGCAGAGAUGUGCCGAAAAGUCCCUUCUCAGUCAAAGUUGAAGGCCACGCAGGAGACCCUACUAAAGUAACAGCAUCUGGACCAGGAUUGCAACCUGACGGGGUUUUCAUUAACAAGCCAACCUAUUUCGACAUUUCAACUAAAAAUGCUGGCAAAGGGGUUCCAGAGGUGGUGAUCCUCGAUUCAUCCGGCAACAAAAAUUCAGCAACAGUAAAAGUGAGGCAAACAAGUCCAGACAUCUGGCGCUGUGAGUACAUUUCCACUGUCCUUGGCCUGCAUUCCGUCAACAUUUUCUUCGCCGGCCAACCCAUUCCAAACAGCCCCUUUGGUGUGCGGGUGUCUCCAGUAUCGGAUCACAAGAAAGUAAAAGCCAGUGGCAGAGGAUUGCAGCCCAAUGGCGUAAGAGUGAAGGAUGCAGCUGAUUUUAAAAUCUACACCGAUGGUGCUGGGGAAGGAUACCCGAAGGUCGAUAUUAUCGGCCCUGCGGGAAUAAAGGAAACCUGCAAAAUCACCAAAAUCGAUGGCAACGUAUACCACUGUGUGUAUAAUCCGCUUAAAGAAGGCCGAUAUAGGAUCAUGGUUAAUUUUGCCGGACAUGAAAUCCACAAGUCACCUUUCGAUGUAAACGUCGGCCCUUACAAGGAAACUUUAAUACAAACUUAUGGACCAGGAUUAGUGGGCGGCGUUGUAAAUUACCCCGCCUUGUUUACUGUGGAAACCAAUGGUGAAACUGGAGCUUUAGGGUUCAGCAUUCAAGGCCCAUCCCAAGCGAAAAUCGAGUGCCACGAUAAUGGAGAUGGCUCAGCAGACGUAAGAUAUUAUCCAACAGCUCCAGGCGAAUAUGCAGUUCAUAUCCUAUGCGAUAGCGAAGACAUUCCAAAGAGUCCGUUCAUCGCUCACAUUUUACCUCACACCGAUUAUUUCCCGGAGAAAGUGGACGUCUAUGGGGAAGGAGUCGAACCCAACGGGCCGCAGAAAGAUGUUCCAACUAAAUUCAAAAUCGACACUCGAAACGCUGGAUCAGCACCUUUAGAUGUGAAAGUUCUGGACGGAAACUCCAAUAAGGUCGAUGUCAAUCUUGUGGAACACUCUGAUGGUACAGUCGAAGCUUCUUACAUUCCCAAAAGUGGAAACCGCCAUACAGUGCAAGUGAACUAUGGGGGAGUCGCUGUGAAAAAUUCGCCAUUCAGAAUAUUCGUUGGGGAACCAGUGGAUGCAACCAAAGUCCUCUGCUUUGGACCAGGGGUAGAAACAGGUGUUAAAGCCGCAACUCCCACCCACUUUAACAUUGAUGCACGCGAUGCGGGAGAUGCAGAGUUGGAUGUCCACCUAAUAAAUGAAGACACUCGUGAAGAAAUCCCCGUCAAACUCACCGACAAUGGAGACCGGACCUACACAGUGGACUACGAAGUUCCCCAAUCCGGCGACUAUUCGGUCUCGUUGUAUUAUGGCGGCCUAAGGGUGCCAACUACCCCCAUUAAAGUCAACGUAGAACCCAACGUUGAUGUGUCGAAGAUCAAAGUCGAUGGCCUAGAACCGACGGCGCCAAUAAAUAGCCUGCAGCAAUUUAGAGUCAUAACUCAGGACGCUGGAAAGGCUGAAUUCGCUAUAUCAAUAACAAGUCCUUCAGGCAACAAAGUAAAAGCCCACGUCAUCCCCACGCAUGAAGGGUACUUGGUGAAUUUCACCCCCACUCAGCUGGGAGAAUAUUUGCUCGGAAUAUCAUUCGGUGGAGAACCAAUAUCGCAUAGACCUUUCAAGUUAACGUGCCUAACGGGAAGUGAUCCCACAAAAGUGAAAGCAUCGGGACCAGGUCUUCACAAGGGCAUCGUUAACCGACCUGCUGAGUUUAUCAUUGACACCAGAGGAGGUGGCGGUGGAGGUCUUGGUGUUACUGUAGAAGGACCUUGCGAAGCAGCAAUAAACUGCAGAGACAAUGGAGAUGGCACGUGCUCUGUAGCAUAUUUACCAACUGAAGUUGGUGAUUAUGGAAUUAACAUUACGUUCAACGAUAACCACAUACCUGGCAGUCCAUUUCAAGCAAUUAUUGUGCCUGAAGUUGACAUGAACAUGAUUAAAGUAUCGGGGAGCGGAAUUCAAUUACAUGGUGUAUACGUCGACUCCCCCACGGACUUUCUGGUUGAUACGCGUGGUAUACCCAAAUCAACUGACGAUGGAAAAGUCACAUGCACCAUAACAAACCCAUCGGGAGCUCAAACAGAGAAGCUCGUCACUGCUUUAAUUGACGGAACAUACAAAGUCAGCUACACUCCAUUUGAAGAAGGUAGACAUACAAUCGACAUAUUUUACGAUAAUGUUCCCGUGCCUGGAUCGCCUUUUGUUGUGAAUGUGAGACGCGGCUGCGAUGCCAAGAAAUGCAUUGCCUAUGGACCUGGCUUAGAAAAUGGAGUUCUAAACAAAUCGAAUGUAUUUACUGUGGAAACCAAAGGUGCGGGUACUGGCGGUCUCAGUUUGGCCAUUGAAGGGCCAUCAGAGGCUAAAAUGACAUGCAAAGAUAAUAGAGAUGGGUCGUGUUCAGUAGAAUAUAUUCCCACGGAAGCAGGAGAAUAUGAUGUAGCUAUUCGGUUUGCCGAUAGCCAUAUACCUGGCUCCCCUUUCAAAGUUGAAGUCAGGCCAGAAUUGGAUGAGACCCUUGUUAAGGCAUAUGGCCCGGGACUUGAGUCCAACAAAUGCAGAGCAUUGAUACCUACUAAAUUCAAAAUCGACGCAUCUAAAGUGGCUCCGGCUCCGGUAGCUGUAAACAUCGUGUCUGAUUCGUCUCCGAUCUCAAGACGACCGGAAAUUCGGGAUAAUGGUGAUGGAACGUUCGAAGUUACGUACAUCCCACCAAACGAAGGAGCCAAUCUUAAGGCGCACGUCCUCUACAAUGGCAAAGAUGUGCCCAACAGUCCAUUCCCCAUAAAAGUACGCCCACUUGUGGAACCUGACAAAGUGAAAAUAACCGGGCCAGCAAUUGUGGAAAAAGGCAUUCCAGCAUCAAUACCCACUUCAGUUAAAAUCGAUACUAGUGAUGCAGGAUUUGGGGAUUUGGAAGUUAAAGUUAGCGGCCCUGAUGGACAUCCUCGGCCAGUGAAAAUACAUGAAAAUGGCGAUGGAACUGUUAACGCAACUUUCGUUCCUGAUGACUGUGGACGGUACAAAUUGGACGUCAAAUAUGGAGGCAAAGACGUCCCCAAAACGCCUAUCCCCAUCCAGGCCUAUGCCAUAGGAAAUGCGGAGAAAUGUACCAUUACGGAAGGUUUGGAAAAAACUCUCUCCAGUGGAGAAUCGUACUGUAUCACAGUCAAUACGGAAAAUGCUGGUAAAGGUGCAGUCACCUGCAGAAUCAAAUCAGUGAACGGCAGCGACUUGGAUAUUAACAUUGUGGAUAAUGGGGAUGGCACUGUCAGCAUAUUCUACACCGUGGAAGAUGCUGGGGAAUACACCAUUAACAUCAAGUUCGGAGGUCAAACAGUCCCAGGAGGCUUCUACACAUUCAUGGCUGAAGAAUCGGUUACAAAAACCGAGAAGACUACUGUUUCUCAAACAGACAGCAGAAAACAAACAUCCAGUACUCAACAAAGCCAGCCACAAUACAGGGCGAUCAAUUUAAAUAACAUCCCAUUACCGAGCACAGGUGGCCACGUAACAGCCGAAGUAAAGAUGCCAAGUGGACAUGUGGACCGGCCAGUAAUAGAAGACAAUCACGACGGAACUGUUUCAAUAAAAUACGAGCCACGAGAGGAGGGUGUCCAUGAGCUUGCAGUGAAAUUCAAUGGAGAACACGUGCAAGGUUCUCCAUAUAAAUUCCACGUAGAUUCUGUGAGUUCCGGCUAUGUGACAGCAUACGGCCCUGGAUUGACCCACGGAGUCACUGGAGAACCGAGCAAUUUCACCAUUUCCACUAAAGGCGCUGGUGAUGGAGGACUCUCCAUGGCGGUGGAAGGGCCCAGCAAGGCUGAAAUAAGUUGCCAUGACAAUAAGGAUGGAACGGUGUCGGUUUCAUAUCUGCCCACUGCUCCUGGUGAAUACAAGAUUUCCGUUCGUUUCGGUGACAAACAUAUCAAAGGAUCGCCGUUCUUCUCGAAAAUAACCGGAGAAGGCCGGAAAAGAAACCAAAUCUCCGUUGGUUCAUGCAGUGAAGUUUCACUGCCAGGAAAAAUAUCAGACGCUGAUAUUCGCUCUCUUAAUGCUUCCAUACAGGCACCCAGCGGCCUGGAAGAGCCAUGCUUCUUGAAAAGACUAGCCAGCGGCAAUAUUGGCAUUUCCUUUACUCCAAGAGAAGUAGGUGAACAUGUUGUUUCCGUGAAAAAAAUGGGCAAUCACAUAACGAACUCGCCAUUUAAAAUCAAUGUAUGCGAACGGGAGGUCGGAGACGCCAAGAAAGUUAAAGUGCAAGGAGGCGCCCUGAAGGACGGAAAAACCCAUGUUGACAAUACUUUUACUGUAGAUACAAGAAAUGCUGGAUUCGGUGGGCUCAGUCUUUCCAUUGAAGGGCCAAGCAAGGCCGAAAUCCAGUGCAACGACAAUUCGGAUGGCACUUUGAAUAUUUCCUAUAAACCAACCGAACCGGGAUAUUACAUUGUUAAUCUGAAGUUUGCUGAUCAUCAUGUCGAUGGAUCCCCAUUCACUGUUAAGGUAACUGGUGAAGGAUCCAACAGGCAACGUGAGAAGAUUCAAAGGCAGCGCGACGCAGUGCCAGUAACUGAAGUUGGAAGCCAAUGCAAACUCACUUUCAAAAUGCCAGGUAUAACUUCAUUCGACUUGGGCGCCACCGUAACUUCCCCUGGAGGAGUUACGGAAGAUGCGGAAAUCAACGAAAUCAAAGACGGGCUCUACGCAGUCCAUUUCGUCCCUAAGGAGUUGGGAGUUCACACAGUGUCUGUUCGAUACAAGGACAUUCAUAUACCUGGUUCGCCAUUCCAAUUCACUGUUGGUCCAUAUCGCGACCAUGGGGCCCAUUUGGUCAAAGCUGGAGGCGCAGGUCUGGAAAGGGGUGAACAGGGCGAACUUAACGAAUUCAACGUUUGGACCAGAGAAGCUGGAAGCGGCCAACUUGCAAUUUCAGUAGAAGGUCCCAGCAAAGCUGAAAUUAACUUCACAGAUCGAAAGGAUGGCUCUUGCGAUGUGUCCUACAAAGUCACUGAACCAGGCGAAUAUAGAAUUGGAUUGAAAUUCAACGACGAACAUGUACCGGACUCUCCUUUCAAGGUUUACAUAUCUCCAGCCGUUGGAGACGCUCAUUUGCUUGAAGUAGCUCAAUUUCCAGAAGGCUACAUUCAAGCCGACAAACCGUCGCAAUUUAUUGUCAGAAGAAAUGGAGCCAAGGGCGAUCUUGAUGCAAAGAUCAUCAGUCCUUCGGGACAUGAGGAUGAUUGCUUCGUGCAGAUCAUUGAUAUGGAAGAAUAUUCUGUGCGCUUUAUGCCACGCGAGAAUGGCAUUCAUAAAAUCCAUGCCAAGUUCAACGGCGUUCAUAUUCCUGGAUCACCAUUCAGUGUUAAAGUCGGAAAGGAUACUGCUGAUCCUGCUGCCGUUCACGCUCAAGGAAAUGGACUAAAUAAGGAAGUCAAGACAGGUGUGAAGACCGAUUUUAUAGUAGAUACUGUGAGUGCUGGUGCUGGUACGCUGGCAGUGAACAUCGAUGGGCCAAGUAAAGUUUCAAUGGAUUGUACUGAAGUCGACGAAGGUUACAAAGUCAGAUACACACCAAUUGCACCCGGAGACUAUUACAUUAGUAUAAAGUACAACAACGUCCACAUAGUGGGAUCGCCCUUUAAAGUAACCAGCAAAGGUGACACCAAUGUUGCUGAUGUCGGCGGACAAGAGUCCUCCUCAGUGGUUGUAGAAACAGUUCAAAAAAUCGGAAAAGGCGCCAACCACAGAGGUCCAGUACUACCCCACUUCAAGAGCGACGCUUCAAAGGUCACUUCCAAAGGAAUGGGGUUGAAGAAGGCAUAUCUGGCAAAGCAAAAUCAGUUUACUAUUGCGGCCCAAGAUGCUGGACCGAAUAUAUUGUUUGUGGGAGUUCACGGGCCUAAAGGCCCAUGUGAUGAAGUUUUUAUCAAACACAAAGGACGAAACGCGUAUGAUGUUAACUAUAUGGUGAGAGAUCGGGGGGAAUAUCUGAUUAUCGUCAAAUGGGGCGACGACCAUAUUCCAGGAUCACCGUUCAAAGUCGAUGUGUAAACGUUAAGAUUAAUUUCUGGUAAUUUAGCCCCAACUUAUAUUUACUUUAAACAAAUUUGAUUUUGUUUGUUUUGAAGUUUUCCGUUUAUUUUGUACAUAAUAAUUUCAUUAUAAUUAAGUAAUUAGAGGUGUAUUGUACCUUUACUUAUUCCAUUAUGAUAACAAAAUUUUGUUUUCCAUUUGAGAUACAGUGUAAAAAUAUAAUGCCAUACUUAAUUGUUAUUUAUAAAUGCUUAUAUCGAUUCAGGAAUAAUCUUGUAUUUUCGAACGUUAUUAUUAUAUGCUACUUUUUUAAAUAAAUAUUUGGUAGAUAACAA